This is a messenger RNA of Knipowitschia caucasica, 240 nucleotides long. Lineage: Eukaryota; Metazoa; Chordata; Actinopteri; Gobiiformes; Gobiidae. The record is from the annotation of a GenBank genome assembly.
AUGUCGUUCAUGUUCACUCCUCCUGCAGCGGAGCGAUUCUGCAAAAUCAGGGCCUAUUCCAUAACCACACCUAACAAUGGCACCGGCUCGAACGACUUCUGCCUCUUCCACAAUCUGUUUGAAGAAAGUGGCCUCAUCAAAGACCCAGGCUACAGAGAGAUCACCAACGAGAAAAUGUGCCCUUCUAGAGCAACAGCAAAAUGCAUAUCAAAUGAGAGUCAGCUGCCUGUUGUGCGGUGA